AACAAAAAAGGAAAAAAAAACCCUUUCCUCUGCAAAUCUCUCUCUCGUUGGAAAUGUUCCGCAUUCUCUGAAGAUUUCCCUCUUCCCUUCCACUCUCUCCUUCGCUUAAUCUGAAUCUCUCUGCGAAUCUUGCUCGCUGUCCGGAGGAACAAUGAACGGGACAUCGUCCGAGGAGUCUUCCGAUUCAAUUCAGGGGGUCGACUCGUCCAACGCCGAGCAGAGAGUCUACUUCGUUCCAUUGAGGUGGUGGAAAGAUGCCCAAGAUUCCUCGCCUUCUGUAUCAGAUGAGAAAAAGGAAAUCUUGUAUACGGCAACAACGGGGUCAUCUUAUGGGGGCCCAAUGAAGUUGAUAAACAACAUCUUUAGCACUGAUAUUUUGUUCAAUCUGAGAAGAGAAGGAGCUAUGCUACAGAAUGGUGAGGCUGGAGAAGUCGGUGUCUCAGGCCGGGAUUUUGCUCUGGUCUCAAGCGAUAUGUGGUUACAGGCACUAAAGUGGCACCAUGAUGCCAAAAAUGCCGAGAAAAGCGUCAGAAGUUUCUCGGCUGGAGGAGUUGAUAGGGGUGAUGUUUAUCCAGUACACCUCAGGCUCUCUGUUAUGCCGGAAACAAACUCACUGGGAGUUAAAAUUAGCAAAAAGGACAAUGCGGUUGAAAGCUUCAGAAGAGCAUGCAAGAUAUUCAGUUUGGAUUCCGAGCAGUUGCGCAUUUGGGACUUUUCUGGGCAAACAAUCUUAUUUUUUGAAAAUGACACAAGCAGUUCCAAGGAUUGUCUGCGGCAACCAGAUCAGGAACUGCUCCUAGAGUUGCAAGUUUUUGGCUUAUCAGAUUCCAUCAAAUUCAAGGAUUCGAAAAGGGAAGAUGGUGCAGCAAAUGAGACUGCCAGUAGUGUUAAUGGUUCCUCAAGCUUUAGCUUCGGAAGAAGUAACUCGUUGAGUUUUUUGGGUAAAGCUGGAGAAGCUGGGUCUCUGGGGUUGACUGGCUUGCAAAACCUAGGAAAUACGUGCUUUAUGAAUAGUGCCCUUCAAUGCUUGGCUCACACACCAAAGCUUGUUGAUUACUUUCUCGGAGAGUACAAUCGAGAAAUAAAUCUUGACAACCCAUUGGGCAUGAAAGGAGAGAUUGCCUUAGCUUUUGGGGACUUGUUAAGGAACUUGUGGGCUCCAGGUGCAGCAACAGUGACCCCAAGGACAUUUAAAGCAAAACUUGCUCGAUUUGCCCCUCAGUUUGGUGGCUUCAAUCAGCACGAUUCGCAGGAACUUCUGGCGUUCUUGUUGGAUGGACUUCAUGAAGACUUAAACCGUGUAAAAUGUAAGCCUUAUGUCGAAGCAAAAGAUGGAGAUGGUCGGCCAGAUGAAGAAGUGGCUGAUGAAUAUUGGCGAAAUCACGUGGCUCGCAAUGAUUCAAUAAUUGUCGAUGUGUGCCAAGGCCAGUACAAGUCAACAUUAGUCUGUCCUAUCUGCAGAAAGGUUUCAGUUACAUUUGAUCCUUUCAUGUACCUAUCACUACCGUUGCCUUGCACAUCAAUGCGAACAAUGACAUUAACAGUCAUUAGUAGAAAUGGGAGUAAUCUUCCUGUUCCAUUGACUAUCAGUGUUCCUAAGUUUGGGAAAUUUGAAGACCUCCAGAAGGCUCUUGUCUCGUCCUGCUCUUUAACAGUGGAUGAGACUUUAUUGGUUGCUGAGAUAUACAACAAUCGAGUUAUUCGCUUUCUGGAGGAGCCUACUGAUUCUCUAACUUUAAUUAGAGAUGGUGACCAACUUGUUGUAUACCGACUCAAGAAAGACGCAGAUAAUUCUCCUUUAGUUGUGUUUAUGCAUCAGAAGAUGGAAGAGCAGUGUAUUCUAGGGAAACCAAGCCCUACCUGGAAGGCAUUUGGAAUCCCCUUGGUCUCAAGAUUCAAUGAUGUAGUUAAUGGAUCUGAUAUCGAAAACAUGUACCUGAAACUGCUUAGUCCGUUUAAGAUGCCGACUGAACUUACUACUACUGAUCCUGCAACUACAACAGAAGAAGCCAUUGAUGAAGCUGUUAUCGAUGGUACUGCUUCAGUUGAGGAAGGAAAUUCCACCGACGUGAAGGAGACUGCUGAAUCUGUUCCAGAUCUUGUAUUGAGGCUCUACUUUACUGAUGAGCGGGGAAAUUUCAUAGAGUCUGAGGUACUGAAGGAUAAGCCUAUAAGUGUUAAACCCAAGCGGGUGAAUGUGCUUGCACGCUGGCCUGUAAAAGAGCUUGAGGCUUAUGAUACUUGUCUUCUGAGCUCCUUACCGGAGGUUUUUAAAUCUGGGCCUUUAACAAAGAAACCCCAGGAAUCCGUUUCGCUCUACAAUUGCCUCGAAGCAUUCUUGACGGAGGAGCCUCUUGGUCCCGAUGACAUGUGGUAUUGUCCUGGUUGCAAAGAGCAUCGGCAAGCCGUUAAGAAGUUGGAUCUGUGGAGACUGCCGGAAAUUCUUGUGAUUCAUUUGAAAAGGUUCUCUUACAGUCGGUUUAUGAAGAACAAGCUGGAUACGUAUGUUGACUUUCCAGUAGAUGAUCUUGACCUUUCAAACUACAUCUCAUACAAGAAUGGUCGGACAACUUAUCGGUAUACACUCUAUGCCAUCAGCAACCACUAUGGUAGCAUGGGAGGUGGUCACUACACUGCUUUUGUCCAUCAUGGGGGUGACCGAUGGUAUGACUUUGAUGAUAGCAAUGUCCAUCCAAUCAGCAUGGAUAAGAUCAAGACCUCGGCCGCUUACGUUCUUUUCUACAGACGGCUCAUAGAAGAAUAGUAGCCGCGUCAUCAGAUUCACUGGCAAAUUCUUCGAGGAAAAAAUAUCAAACAGUCUUCGAGAAGCAUAUUCAUUACGCGGGAACAGAACAUAACAGGACAAGGAAGAGGAAGAGGUACGUUAAUGCAGUUUUGUCACAGCUUGAGAGGGUCGAAAAUGGGAUCGUAACACAGUCUUUAAUCUUAUCAUUGGCUCUCUCUUCUAUUCUUAUUCAUGGCCAUGUGUCCACACAGUGAACGAAUGUUACAGCAGAUCUCAUAUAUUAUUUCCUUUAAUUCAUAUGUAUGUUGUCUCUUUGGAAGAAUAUUUGUUAUUGGGAGAGGGAGGGGUUUUUUUAGGGUUCAGAACAAAGCCCUAAUAGGAGUGUUCGUUUUCAGUUUGUCAAGUAUUUGUAUCAUCGGAGUUUACUGAUUCUGUACGGUAACUCUCUGGGAAAAUACUUUGAUUUGUUAUUUUUUCCAUUCAAGAUAUGGGCUUUGAUUUGAUUA
Molecule: messenger RNA, 3252 nt
Organism: Tarenaya hassleriana
Lineage: Eukaryota; Viridiplantae; Streptophyta; Magnoliopsida; Brassicales; Cleomaceae
Product: ubiquitin carboxyl-terminal hydrolase 8-like
Exons: 13
Coding region: 152-2764 (870 amino acids)
Biological process (GO): protein deubiquitination
Molecular function (GO): cysteine-type deubiquitinase activity
Source: RefSeq, a predicted model, not a curated record